Molecule: messenger RNA, 2004 nt
Organism: Ylistrum balloti
Lineage: Eukaryota; Metazoa; Mollusca; Bivalvia; Pectinida; Pectinidae
Exons: 1
Coding region: 1-2004 (667 amino acids)
Source: RefSeq, a predicted model, not a curated record
AUGCCUGCCUCUUCAUCCAACGAGAAGCUUUUCUGGGCGGACCGGAAAAACCGAAUGGAGAAAUCUCGAUUAGAUCUUCUACUUAAAACCAUGGAGAAAGAACAAAUGUAUGUGACACAUGACAUAGAUCGCGAGAAAAGAGCUGUUGUCAAGGACCUCACCAUGGUGCGUCGUACUUCCGGUGUAAGUGAUCAAGGAGUUCCGCCACGUAACGAAAACGACACGGACUAUCAAAGUGCACCUAACUAUCGGACUGGACUUCGUUUGAGUGAACGAAGACUGUUGGAAUGGCGCGAAAACGAAAAACAGGUAGAGAAGUUUAUGCAUCAGUCAGCUUCGGAACUUGCUAAAAUCAGUGGAAAAUACCGGCAUCAUUCUUCGUCUGAAGGACACAAACUUCCCAAGAGAGCACAAAGUGCGAAAGGUCACUACCGAUCUACAUCAUCAUUCGGUGGUUACACCGAGGUGAAAGUUCUAGACGAUGACGUAUUUACAAACGGAAAUGGACAUCCUUCAACGUUAGCACAACAGGCGGACAGUGUGGUAAACGUGGAUCCAGAGGAACUAGAAAAACAAAUAUUUCAAGACUAUAGAGAAUCAAUUCAUAAAAUACGAAUACCAUCCACCUCUGACGUGUUGAAAUUAAAGACGACACGUCAGGUGCGGUCUGACAGCGAUUUAGGUAGGCAAGAAAAGAAAAGUUUGCGAUUCAGGCCGCAUACAGCUUCAGUGACGACACAUACGAAAAGAAAGUCAUUAAGAGGUGCAUCAAUUAGACCCGCAACCGCGUAUUCGAAAACACAGGUCAAUGAAAAACGGCGAAAUUUGGUCAAUGCGAACUUUGAAGGUGGCGAAAUUGUUGAAAAACCGGCGAAAACACUUAUGAACAACUACUUGAUCGAACCUGGUGCUAAGCAGGAACGGUUAUCAGAGACUAGUGUCUCUAUGGAACAAGUUGAGUAUGAACAUAUCGACGAAAUGUCUCAAAGCGAAGGUGACGAAAGUAGUUCUAACCCCAGUCCAAGAACCAUAUCUGAUAGGAUGAGAGCUCUUAUGCCGGAAGUGGAAGAUAAGUUAAAGGGUACCUAUAUCAGCUCGUCUGUUACCAUCAUCUAUGGUGAAGAUGGCGUGACGAACAAUACGGAGAAGCCGGAGGAAAAUGGCGUUGAUGACUGUCAACAGGGAACAGUGUUUAACGAAACAGAAAAUGAGAUGGAACUCGACGGAAACAUAGAACCGGAUACUUUAGAAAAUAACGAUUCAAAUGAAAUAUACAGAAACUUGGGUCAAAUCCAGGAUGAAACGGACGGUGUGGAUAAAGUGAAUUUAAUGACAAAAAAUGACGAUAUUUCUCAAUCCUAUCCUGUCAAUGGUCAACUCAAAAUGACUGACCAGGUGCCAAUCCAUAGUGACAAUGGUGAUAUGGUAGACAGUAGGUAUCCAAGGUCACGGCGAAAGGUCAAUCGAGUCCUUACGGGGAUCGCAGAAGACAAAGUGCUCACAAUAGUUGAUGAUGGAACGUCUCAUGAAGUGAAAGAUGCAAAUCGUAACCAUAGUGAUGAUGUGACGUCUACAGCAACACUUAAUUCCACGCAACGUCUGACGUCACGGCAACGACGCACAAGUACUACUAGCUCUCUUUCUCAGUCUGACCGUCUCUCCGGUAUGUACAGCAGUAUGAGUGACAUAUACUCUAUUGGUUCUGACGGACAGAGACGACCGAGCAAAUGGCGCCAAUAUGUAGCGGCAGACACUGCACCCGUACCACAAAAGAAAAUAGUUACGGUGACAGCAGUGGUUCGAGCUGCGCUGGCGUUCUCUAAAAUGGCGCGAAAAAGAGCACUCACUAAACUUGUUGAAGAACAAAGCACGGAUCCUGUAGAACUGAUCCGGCAAGAACGAUUGCGUCGUCUGCAUUCACGAAAUAAUAUUCUACAGACAAUCACUAAUUCAUGGUCUAUGAACGGGGAUAACAGUAUACCCGAGGUUAAAGAACAAGUGUGA